AUGCCUUCGACCAGUGCUACGAGCUCCCUGGAGGGUGCCCCUCUUGCCGACUACUUCUGGAUAGCAGGCGUGGACGGAUCAGAGGUCUUGGAAACCUAUCGACGACUGGGCGACGACUAUCGCAUCAACAGUGCCGCUUCGACGGGCCCCGCGCUCGCCGAUGCCAUUCAAGAAGAUGCCGACGCCGAAGAAGAAUACAACCCGGAGGAUGCCUCCCGGCCUCCCUCGACAUUAUACACGGGCCCUACCCGCCGCAGCUCCAACCAACGAUUGUCGACUCUCUCAAAAGAUUCAGGGCAGACCAAUGGUACCAGCAGUAAUCGGAGUAGCGUGACGGUCAAGGGUGCGUCGUCACCCUUACGGGCCUCGGCGAUGUUUGACGGAGAAUUCGAUUUCGACUCAGCAUUGUUCAAAUUUGCGAAUGAGCGGGACACAUUCUUGACUGAUUUGAGUUUGAGUGCCGGCGCUAUCACCCCAAACUCCCGCCCGCGAUCUCGUGUCCGGACACAGAAGAUCGUUGCGGAGGAUUCGCCGUCCCCUGGAGGGUCCGGUUUGCUCAGAUCCGGCAUUGGCAGUGUUCGUCGGCAUAUGGCAUUUCGGGAUAUGAGCAGUAUGAAGAGGCAACCCUCGAUUGCUCGCCAAGCUUCGGUGCGAACUUCUAGAAGACUCAGCAAUUACAACUCUGUGAUUCCGGUUCCGCAACCCCUCGAAAUCUCCCCCGCCAUGCAUCCGUUGAAGCGCCGUUUUGAACCUGUUCUACUUGACCGAUACCCCACCCGAGACAUGGCAGACGAUACCAAGCAGCGUGGCAGAUUUCCGGAUUAUGUCCCGAUGUUCGCGUUCCCAAAUGAUAUCAAUAUUGUGUCCUCUGACGAGCGGCCGCGCUCUACAUGGCACGGCUUUGCCAUGACCACGGACAACGGUUCCAAGCUCCAUGCGAUUUGCUUGAUUAUCUGGAUCCCUCUCAACGCAUUGGCCGCAGAUGAGCUUGAGAAACGUUGUGAGGAAUGGCGGAGGGACAACAUGACCGAUGAGGAGCGUGAGCUGGCGGCUAGUCUCGGCGAGAGGCUUGCACAGGAGCGUGCCAAGCUCUCGCAGCUCCUUGCGCAGCUGCCAAACGUGCCAUCAGGCUCCGAGUCCCGGGAGCAGCUCGAGGACGAGAUUAGUGCCGUCGAAGAGAAGAUUGGGCUGAUGACCGAUCUGCUGCGACCUAUGGUGAUACUGGAUUCUGGAUUCCCCGUGCCUACGGUCCUCCUCGGCCGUGAGGCCAACAUGACUACCUUCUGGAAGGAAUGGCUCAAGGCGGUUGUUGUUCCCAUGACCGAGGGUAGUGUUCGGCGAAUCCCGCCAAGCUCACCGCGAAUGGGUGUUUGGCAGCCGCUCGAGCGAUAUGUCAUGAACCUUUGCACGGAGGCAUUCUGCCCUGUUUCCUCGAAGACUCAAGUCGAGCUCGCAAUCAGAGAUUUGCGCCUCUUCGCGCGGCAGGAAGCUUCCAAUGAGCUCCCUGGGUCUCGUAACACCGAUCUAUAUGCCCUUUUCCGAACUCUUUCCAUCCCCAACAUCAUGAUUUUGUUCGAGUAUGCUUUGACCGAGUCCCGCAUAAUCUUCUUGUCCUCUCACACCUCCAUGCUCUAUCUCGCGACCCGGGCCUUGGUCGAUCUGUUGUUCCCGAUCGAGUGGGCAGGUGUCUUGAUUCCAGUGCUUCCUGCUCGUUUAGUCCAGGCCAUCGAAGCCCCGUGUCCGUACAUUGUGGGUAUCGAGCGUCGUUAUGAGAAGGUCGAAUUACCAACCGACGACUUUGUCUUGGUGGAUCUGGACAAUGACAUGAUUGAAAGCACCGUCCAACCUACCUCCCUUCCCCGUCACCAACGCCGAAAGCUCCUAUCGCUCUUACAGAUGGCCGCUCCACAUCAUGGCCGCUGUAGGGUUCCAACAGGACCUCCAGCAUAUGCGGUUGAGACUUACCCAUGCGACACGUUCUUGACAGAAACGCCAGCAUCAUAUACCUCCAAAGCCCCGCCAACCAACCUGGCCAAAUAUGUGGGUCUCAACUCAAGCGCAUUCGGUUCAACCGCCGUGGUUCCAGGUGCUUAUCAACCACCAAUCUUUAAUGCUUUCCUUCAUGCCCGCCAGGAACACGGGUCUACAUCUCGCGGAUACUCUUCUAAAGGAUCUGAUCGACCGGGAACUAGCUCAACGACCAAGGCCGGUGCCUCUCCCCCUUCUCCUCGUGAGAGCUCCUCCCCCCCCUCGGGCCAUUUCCCCCCGCCGCCGCCUACGCCUUCGUCCCGUAAUGACUCCGGUAUGGCUUUGCAGGCUUCACUGCGUGAGAAGCGCUCCGGUCACUUCGAUGCUGCAUCGAGAAGAAGCUCCUCUCUUGGAAUGACUCGCCGCCCCAGUGCGCCGUUCCUCGGACAUGCCUCCAACCUUUCAGUCACCACUCUGAACACAGACUACAGUCAAGGUUCAACCUAUGCCCCGUCUGUCUAUGCUCAAUCCACCAUCGCCGCGUCGACUAUUGUCCCGCCGUCUAGUAUGCAGCAUGUCAGCAAUGCCGAGGGAACCUGCUGGGUGGAAGGCCAUUAUUUCCAAACCCAGACAUGGGACGACAAGUUGGUCUGCGCCAUCUGUGAUGACCGAGCAGAGGAGGGCAUGUAUAAAUGCCAAGCCUGCAAAUUGACUGUCCACAACCGAUGUGCUUCUCAAGUCUGUCUUGUGUGUGACGCGGCGUUCCACCCUGAUCAGAUUCGUGCAGCCUUUGUGAGGUGCUUCGCUAGCUUAUUCUAUACCUACAAGAAGUAUCUUGUGCCUGCCAGUAGCGACAAGAGGAAGGCCGGGAUGUACUAUGUUUUCAACAUGGAAGCCUUCAUGAAGAGUCUUCCCAGCGAGCAUGCCGACUACAUUGCCGUCCUGCAACAGACCCAGGGCUUCAACGAAUUCAUUAGUGAGCGAGAGCGAACUAGCCCCAAGGCCAAGGACUCGAAGAUGGCAUUGUUCGACGAGAUUGUUCUUUCGAAGCGCAACCGAGGUCGCACUUCCAUCUUCUCUGGCCGUUCGACAACCGACUUCUUGUCAGAUACCUCGAACCAUCUAUGGCGGACUGCCAGCGCUGCCUUCUUCACCCCCACUAGUCGGAGCCAGCAGAGCCUUUCUGCCGACUACACUCGGGUGGCUACCAGAGCGCCGGCGAAACUCGAUACCAGUCUGAUGACAGAGCCUCGCAUGAUUCACGGGGCUCCACGGGUAUCCAAGACGGCCACUGCCCGCAGGAAGCCACUACCUAAACUGCUGAACGGGCUGGCGAUCUCCCCGUCCUCCCCGCCGAGUUAA
Penicillium maclennaniae is the source of this 3330-nucleotide messenger RNA. Its product is annotated as dDENN domain protein. NCBI's taxonomy places the organism in Eukaryota, Fungi, Ascomycota, Eurotiomycetes, Eurotiales, Aspergillaceae. The record is from RefSeq and is a predicted model, not a curated record. The transcript is spliced from 4 exons. Gene Ontology annotation, cellular component: cytoplasmic vesicle. Gene Ontology annotation, biological process: regulation of Rab protein signal transduction. The coding region runs from base 1 to 3330 and encodes 1109 amino acids.